Molecule: messenger RNA, 566 nt
Organism: Polistes dominula (European paper wasp)
Lineage: Eukaryota; Metazoa; Arthropoda; Insecta; Hymenoptera; Vespidae
Source: RefSeq, a predicted model, not a curated record
GAUACGAAAAUAAAGUGGAGAAUGGGAAACAGAAACUCCACGCAGCCAUGUAAACCACAUAACGACCAAAAAGGAAACGUUUUUACUUUGCGUAGCACAGGUUAUCGCAAUGGAAAAACGAAGAAAUCGCAAAACGUGAAUGAUGUUAAACGAAAUACACAGAACUUAACGAAGGAUUUUAUUGGACGUCGUUCCACAAAUCCUUUUAUUAUUUUUUUCUUGCGACUGCGUAGCAAGAAACCCGAUGAGCACGUAACGGUAAUAGCACGAGCAGCGGGAAAAUUAUGGACGCGUAUGUCUCCUGAUCAAAGAAAAAAGUAUAUUGAUUUAGCAAAUGCCGAAAAAAAACGACGGGAAGAUAGAAAACGAAAACGUAGAUGCUCGACCAAAUUAAAACAAUAAUAUAUAUUGCAGAGAUGAGUUUGCCAAAAAAAUGAAAACAGAAAAGUUUUAUAAUCGGAUGAUAAAUAAUAAAAAAAAAGCGAAUGUGUAUUGAUACAGAAGGAAGCAUACACUUUGAUCGUGGUAUUCAUUGAAUACGCACAUACACAUAUAUAUUUAUACAC